UUGACUUGAAAAGUCAUAAUUGUAUUUAGGCGACAUACUUUGAGCAUUAACGUUAUAAGCAUUACAAUAUUGUAACGAUAAAAAAUGUGGUUUUGUAAUACGGGCACGAGUCUAAUGAGCUUGAUCUUGAUGCUAAUUUUGGUGAAUAUUAUCAUACGAUGUGACGCAAGCGAUGGAACUUCAGGUAUUCAUGGAGAAAGUAUAAGUAGCAAAACGUUGAUACAGAUGGGUAAACGCUUGAACAGACCCAUGCUUACUUUCAUAGGAAUGGCGAUGAAAAAUCUUCAUCAAUGCUCUGGAUGGACAAAAUGGACUGAAUGUGGCGUGAAAAUUUUAAAUCAAUUUGGAAUUCGAAAUCGAAGUAGAGAGUGCAUUCGUGAAACAAGUGAAAAUGGCAAAAUGUCAGAGGUGGAGACAGACUUCGGCUUGUGUGAAGGUAGGGAUAACCAAUUAAUGUGUCCAAAGACCUAUAAUUUCACUUCGAAUGGGUUUUGUAUAAAACUUCAAGUGACAAGUAAAACUCACGAUGAUGCAGAAGCUGAAUGCAAUGAAGAUGGGGGACAUUUGAUCAACAUCAACUCAGACUUGAAGUAUGCUGAUGUUAAGACUGUGUUGAGUGGUUUUUCUGUAAUUGAUAUUAUCAUUGGAGGCCGACGCAAAAGUAAAACGUCUCUGUGGGAAUAUACAUAUGGAAUAAAUAGCGGAUACUUUAAAUGGUAUCCCGGCUAUCCAAGAUCAGAGAAUUCAAAAUUGUGCCUGGCAUUAGAAAACCUCAAAUGGUUUAACUUACCCUGUAACAGUAGAUGGCCCUCUCUAUGUGAAAUACCAAAAAAGUAAAAUCAGGAACAAAUUUGAUAAGAAAGUUUCAUUCAUGGCAUACGUCGGCUACAGACAUAGAUUUUAUUUGAAGAAAAUGCACGUGAUUUGAUAAAAAAAAUUGUAGCAUCGGCUUUAUUAUAAUGAUACUUCUGCUAUCUUAAAACACUUGCUAAAUAUUGAAAUAGAUAUAGUUAUGUUGAUAGGUGUUAGACGAUUUGCUGAGAUGAACUUUAUAACAAUGUUUCCUUUUAAUAGAUGUCAACCGUAUACAAAUUUAAUAAUCUUUGUUAAUAUUCCUCAAAUAGUGCAAAAAUCAUGGUGCUAAUGCUGGAAAACAUUUAACAAUAAAAUAUCAAAGAGUAACGUUGUACAUGGAUUCUGAGACAGCAAGAAAUAAAUGUGAAUAAUAGUUCUUCCAUUAAUAUUAACACCAAUUUUAACCGUGUUCUUUUUGGAACUUUUCAGUGAUUAAUUUUAUGAUUUUGUACUCUGUGACACAAAUGUGCAUGUGUUAACUUAAUGCCUGAUGAAAAUGAUGCAAGUAUAAUUGCCUUAAUCUUACAGAAAUAUCUUUGUUUAAGAUUGAUUUUGUAUCUCAUUUAUGCCUAGUUUGACAAGCAUUGUCUGUUAUGACAAUCAUUCUACUUGAUGAAAUUAUUAAUCAUGAUCAUUAGAUACUUUUGUUGUGCAUUUUUAGUUGUUGUUUUUUUUUCAAUAUAUUCACAAAAGUAUGUAUACUUGUAAUUUUGACUGAAUUUUGUAGAUAAAUGCAAAUAAAUCGUCAUAUGUUUUUUUUUCAAACUUAUCGAAAUUAAUAUUUUCUUAUCAAGGGUUAAUUAAUAUGUGCGUAGUAAGGAUGAGAAAUUCAAUUAGAUUCACGAGAGCAAGCACGUGAGCAGCAGUAACGGUCAAAUGUUUCUCAUUCAGACAUUAAGUAAAUAAUAAAACACGUAAAAAUACUGCUUAUUUACACUCUAGCAACUAUAAUAAGAUUUUUGUUAUGUUAUUCGAAGGGCACAUGCCAGGAAGUAAAUUCUUUUAGAUGUUCACGUAAAUAACAUUUACUCAAUAUGACGUCAUUUCUCAUGGAUGAUAAGUGAAAUCCUUUCGUAUGUCAUGAGUAAAUAUAUAAAACAUGUAGUAUAGUAUAUAUGUUAUCGGAAUGAAGUAUACAAGGUAUGUUCAAGCUGAUAUUGAUUUAACUCUGUCACGAAUUGUAUCUGCACAUUCCGUUAAGGUAUUUGUUUUAAAGGAGUUUCAAAAAUAUGAUUGAUAAAAAAUUAAAAAAUAUAAACCUUUGAAUAAAAACAUUGCAUCUA
Ruditapes philippinarum (Manila clam) is the source of this 2138-nucleotide messenger RNA. RefSeq lists its product as uncharacterized. The coding region runs from base 85 to 837 and encodes 250 amino acids. The record is from RefSeq and is a predicted model, not a curated record. NCBI's taxonomy places the organism in Eukaryota, Metazoa, Mollusca, Bivalvia, Venerida, Veneridae. The transcript has a single exon.